CGGUUAACUCUCCGGAAUUAAAGAGAAAACAACAAAAUUUCUCUCCUUUUCAAGAGCAUUUUAAUAGAAGUGGGAGUAGCGAUGUAGUAAGUUUUAAUAGUUUAAGCAGAGAUGCAGUUUUAGUUUCUCCUAUUCCUGUUAUAGGUCAUCAAUAUGAUUGUGAUUACAGCGAUAAUGAAAUACGCGAUUAUAAAGAUAUAGCAGGAUUUUCUACUGAUGCUCCGCAGUGUCAGUGGAAUAGUUUUUGGCAAAGAAUAGCAGUUAAUUAUUGUCAUAUGCGAAUUGACAGUAGACCAAAAUAUUACGAACACCAAGAAUAUUUAACGGAAAAUGCUAAUCAAAAUAGACAUGAGCGACCUCAAAUUCAAUAUGUUAAUCUUUCUGCUUUAAAAGAGCAGGCGAUUUCUGAGAUUAAUGGUGAAUUAGCCAAAAAAGCAAUUGAAGGUUAUAAGAGGGAAAUUUUUUCCAAUAUUAAAGAGAUAAGGGAAGCAAAAGUGGCUCAAAGACAAUCUACUAAACAACUUAUCGCUGAAAUCAACCGCCUAAAAUCUGAAAAUGAAAGGUUAAGAAAUAACCAAAAUUUAACUAGUUCCGAACGACAAAAUAGAUUACAACAAAAUCAGCAAAAAUUAGAGCAAAUUCAGAGAAUUUUUGAUUCCAAAGAUACUCAACAACAACCAACUAACAAUAAUUUCCCUACUAGUUUGGUGUGCGUUCCGGUGUCAAGCAACACAAUUGAUAAAGAGUUUGAGUUUGUAUUGGUUAAAUCAGAAGCCUUAAAUAGCAUUAGGCAAGAUUAUUCCAGUUUCCAAGAACAUUUUAGAAAAAGCAGUGAUAACCAAGCAGUAAGUUUUUUAAGUUUUAGUGGCGAUACGCUAAUUGUCCCAGUUCCGAAGGUCGGUGAGAAAAUGGAAGAAAACUUGAUUAAUGCUAAUGGGGCUACUCGUUGGUUAUCAACUAGUGGUCUAGGAAUUUCUUAUUUACAUGUCAGAAUUGACCGGAGACCGAAAUAUUAUUCUCACCAAGAAUAUUUAACGGAAACUCAACAACAGCAAGAAAUUCCACCAAAGAAUUGGUAA
Racocetra persica is the source of this 1079-nucleotide messenger RNA. Lineage: Eukaryota; Fungi; Glomeromycota; Glomeromycetes; Diversisporales; Gigasporaceae. The record is from the annotation of a GenBank genome assembly.